Moneuplotes crassus is the source of this 778-nucleotide messenger RNA. Lineage: Eukaryota; Ciliophora; Spirotrichea; Euplotida; Euplotidae. The record is from the annotation of a GenBank genome assembly.
AUGAACUGGGAAGAGACAUUUCAAGCAAGACUUAAAGGAGGUUUCAAUAUGGCAAGAGCAAAGAAUUUAGCUAAAAUGGGCUUAAAACCAUCUCAGACUAACGAAGCUAAAGGAUUUUGCUCUGAAAGCUUCGAAAUCGACAGAAGAAUUCAGAGAAAAUAAACUCAGAGAACAUAUCAAAUCUAAACUGAGAAAGAAUAUGAUUGAGAGGAAGGUUCAUUCUGGCCCAAAUACUCCUAGAAAUGCUGAGCCAGCUCGAGUUGCUAAACAUAGGACUAAAAAGCACAAGCAUUUCAGAUCUGGAGACAAGAUUAAGGACUUGAGCGGCAUAAUUCAAGAUGAAAUCAAAAGCAUCAAAUUCAAAAGAACCAACUCAAAAUAAGAGUUCUAUGUCUUCUGGCAAGAACUCUAAAAUCCCUAAACUAAAAAAUACAAUGGCUAGAGUGCGCUCAAACGAAAACAAUAAAUACAUCUUUUCCAACACUAAGAUCCCCCAUCUGUCGUGCUGGCAAGAGCCAAAGUCUCCUCCUCCUCAGAAAAACCUUAAGUCUGAGAAAAGAUACAAGAAUAAAUGCAACGGUAUAAAUGCAUGGAGAGAGAUCAGAGCUUUCAUUGAGAGUGAUGGUGGCUACCAAGAGAUUCUUCGCAACUCUCAAAAGUACACAAAAGGCGAAGUAGGAACUCUAGAGCUAAAUGAAGGCCUCAAAGAUACCAUCUUGAAUCUUAUAGAAGUCAUGAAUUUUUAAUAACUUAAAUCCUACAACAUUACGUAGCUUUU